This is a messenger RNA of Gasterosteus aculeatus aculeatus (three-spined stickleback), 4963 nucleotides long. RefSeq names its product ATPase family AAA domain containing 2B (gene atad2b). Gene Ontology annotation, molecular function: histone binding; chromatin binding; ATP binding. The record is from RefSeq and is a predicted model, not a curated record. Gene Ontology annotation, biological process: transcription initiation-coupled chromatin remodeling; nucleosome assembly; nucleosome disassembly. NCBI's taxonomy places the organism in Eukaryota, Metazoa, Chordata, Actinopteri, Perciformes, Gasterosteidae. Gene Ontology annotation, cellular component: nucleus.
AGAGAGAGAGAGAGAGAGAGAGAGAGAGAGAAAGAAAGAAAUGGCGCCUCGAUGCUGCGCUCACUGAGGCAGUCUUUGGAGCCGGCUAACGAGAUCUAGUGAGGGCAAAAGGAAAAACAAACACGAACUAAACAUGGUGAACACAAGGAAAAACUCCCGGCCGGGCGGCCCCUUCAUCUCCUCCAGGACGAGGUCCUCGUCAAGAACCGAGCGGAACUCUGAGGAACAUAAGGAGGCCAGUAGUGAUGUGAGCAGUCCCAGCAGUCCGCGGCUGGCGCCCCCUUCCAAGCGGACGCGGCGGCAGACCGCCUCCGAGCCGAGCUCCAGCGAUACCUCGCCGUCCCCACAGACCAAGGGCCAGAGGGUCAGCUGGGAGAUUCCCACCUACCGCACCAGGUUGUCGUCUCGCAUAAUGCAAAAUGGACACGCCCAUCUGAGUCACAGGAAUGAGCAGAGUGGAGGUGCAGAUCACUCUCACAUGAAUGGGCACGUGGAGCUGAAGAGGAGCUGCCGGGGGAAGAAGAGCAAAUUUGAACACCUCAAUCAGAGCCUGCUGUUUGACCAGCUGGUCAACAGCACUGCUGAGGCUGUUCUUCAGGAGAUGGACAACAUCAGCAGCAUCAGGCAGAACCGUGAGGUGGAGCGGCUUCGCAUGUGGACCGGAGACACCGAGGAGGAAAACCUGGACAUGUAUUCUCGGGUGAAGCGCAGGAAAUCCAUGCGCAGGAGCACUUUCAGCAUGCCUACACACCACAAAGUCCUGAGCAAAAAUGAGCAGGAGGAUGAAGAGGAGGAAGGCACCGAAGAUUCUCACGGCGAGGAAGGGGAGGUGGAUGCAGAGGACGAAGAUGACGAAGGGGAUGAAGCAGAGGAGGCAGGGGAGGAAAACGGCAGACCGUACAACCUGAGGCAGCGGAAGACGGUGCAGCGAUAUGAGGCCCCACCUAUCGAACCCGUGAACAGAAAACAGAGCAACCCCUCACUCUUUGACACCCACAGAUCCCCAGCAAGAAGAAGCCAUAUAAGAGUGAAGAAACACGCCAUUCACAGCAGUGACACCACCUCUUCUUCUGAUGAGGAGCGCUUUGAGCGGAGGAAAGGAAAGAGCAUGACCCGAGCCCGGAACAGGUGUUUGCCCAUGAACCUGACCUCAGAAGACCUGACGAGUGGGGUGUUGCGUGAUCGAGCAAAAGUGGGAGCCAGCCUGGCGGACGUGGACCCCAUGAACCUCGAUAGCUCGGUGAAAUUUGACCAGGUGGGUGGCCUCGGUAAUCACAUUCAGUCUCUGAAGGAGAUGGUGGUCUUCCCGCUGCUGUAUCCUGAGAUCUUUGAGAAGUUUAAGAUUCAGCCCCCCAGAGGGUGUUUGUUCUAUGGCCCCCCGGGGACCGGAAAGACCCUAGUAGCCCGGGCGCUGGCCAACGAGUGCAGCCAGGGAGACCGGAAGGUGUCCUUCUUCAUGAGGAAAGGAGCCGACUGCCUCAGCAAGUGGGUGGGGGAAUCGGAACGCCAGCUCCGCCUGCUCUUUGACCAGGCUUACCUGAUGAGGCCAUCCAUCAUUUUCUUUGAUGAGAUCGAUGGUUUGGCUCCUGUUCGCUCCAGCAGGCAGGACCAGAUCCACAGCUCCAUCGUUUCCACUCUGCUGGCUUUGAUGGACGGCUUGGACAGUCGCGGGGAGGUAGUGGUCAUCGGUGCUACAAACAGACUUGACUCUAUCGACCCGGCACUCAGGAGGCCCGGACGCUUUGACCGGGAGUUUCUGUUCAACCUGCCCGACAAGAAGGCCAGAAAGCACAUCUUGGAGAUUCACACGCGGGACUGGAAUCCCAAGCUGGCCGAGCCAUUUGUAGAUGAACUCGCGGAAAAAUGUGUCGGCUACUGCGGCGCCGACAUCAAAGCACUUUGCACGGAGGCCACCUUGGCGGCGCUGCGCCGCCGCUACCCGCAGAUCUACGGCAGCAGCGUCAAACUGACGCUGGACGUGGCGUCCAUCGUCCUCGGGCCCGCCGACUUCAGCAAGGCCAUCGGGACCAUCGUGCCGGCCUCCCAGAGGGCGCUGGCUCCGCCGGGCCGAGCCCUGUCCCCCGCCCUCAGGCCCCUGCUGGCAGGCUCUUUCUCCCUGGUGCUGAAAGCUCUGCUCCGAGUCUUCCCCCACGCUCAGUGCGCCGACAGGGACAACGCACACGGCGGUGACAAUCAGCUGCUCGAAGACGACUUGUACAGCGACGACGACAAUGAGGAACGCUCCGCCUCCAUUUACGAGGCCCCGCCCACUGGAUCCCCAAAGACUCCGCUCUGCUCUCCUCCCACGCACAGGCCCUUCCUCCACUUCUCCUCCUCCGCCCUGCAGCGGCCCACAGCAUACCGACCCCGCCUGAUGCUGGCCGGGCCCCCGGGCUCGGGGCAGAGCUCCCACGUGGCGCCCGCCUUGCUGCACCACCUGGACAAGCUGCCGGUGCACCGCCUGGAUUUGCCCACCCUCUACUCCGUCAGCGCUAAGACGCCGGAGGAGUCCUGUGCUCAGGUUUUCCGCGAGGCCCGUCGCAGCGUGCCCAGCGUGGUGUUCAUGCCGCACAUCUCCGAGUGGUGGGAGACGGUGAGCGACACCGUGAAGAGCACCUUCCUCACGCUGCUGCAGGACGUGCCCUCGUUCAGCCCGGUUCUGAUCCUCGCCACGGCGGAGACUCACUACUCACAGCUGUCAGAAGAGCUAAGAAGUAUGUUCCAGAGGAGCUACGGGGAGGUGGUGACGCUGAGCGCUCCAGGAGAAGAGGACAGGAAGAGCUUCUUCUCCGACCUGCUGUUGGUCCAAGCAGCCAGGGCCCCGCCGCGCCUCAGGAGCACAGGGAGGUGCGAGGAGGUGCUGCCGGCGGCGGAGGCUCCUGGCCCCAGAGUCCUGUCCACAGAGGAGCAGCGGCGCCUGGCCGAGCAGGAGGAGAACACGCUACGGGAGCUCAGGCUCUUUCUCAGGGACGUGACCAAGCGCCUGGCCACCGAUAAACGUUUCAGCAUCUUCAGCAAGCCGGUGGACAUUGACGAGGUGUCGGACUACCUGGAGGUCAUUCGGCAGCCGAUGGACCUGUCCACCGCCAUGACCAAGAUUGACACGCACCAGUACCUGAGAGUGAAGGACUUCCUGGGGGACAUUGACCUCAUCUGCAGUAACGCUCUGGAAUACAAUCCUGACAAGGACCCUGGAGACAAGGUCAUCAGGCACCGGGCGUGCAGCCUGAAGGACACCGCUCACGCCAUAUUUGCUGCCGAGCUGGACCCAGAGUUUGACCGCAUGUGCGAAGAGAUCAAGGAGGCGCGCAGGAAGAGAGACCUCCAGACGCCGGCGCAGCCGACGCCGCUGACGGCCGCCGUGGCAACCAGGAGGCACCAGGCUGCAGCAGAGGAGCAGGCCAGCAGCAGCGCUCGGGGCGAGGCCGCCGACAAACAGUGCAGCACCAAUCAUGUAAAGCGCAAGAUUCGCCGGCGGCCGUCCUGGGGGCGGGGCAUCAUCCGUAAGAAGAGGAUCUACAGGAAGGAGACGGAGGAGGAGGAAGAGGAGGAGGAAGAGGGGGAACCUGAGGUGGAGGUGGCGGGGCCGAGUGACUCGUGCCUUACGCAGGAUGAGGAAUCGUCUUGUGAUACCGUGGGCCCCCAGCCCAAUGGCCACCUCCCCCACGGCCCCUCCACGGAGGAGGAGAGCUCCAACGAGCCCCCCGUCGCGGCUCCCGCCGAACCCCCGGACGCCGGCGAAGCCCAGAAGAAGCCCGCGCCUAAGGAGGAGGAGCCCACGCCUAAGGAGGAGGGGCCCACGGCCCAAGAGGCGGAGCCUGAAAGCACGGAGAAACGCACUGAGCCGCAUUGCCUCGGCGGCAGCUGCGAGCCCGAGGCAGACGGGGGCGGCCCGGUCGAGCAGGCCGACUCCGGACCUUCCAUCGACGCGUCCCGAUGCUCGAGUGCAGAGGUCCGGCCCCAGCGCACGGAGGCUGUCUCGCUACCGCAGGCGGACUGCGUGAACGGAAACGAGUCGAUGGACAGCGUGGACUCGCGGAGCAUGGAGGGGAGCGGCGAGGUCGAGCAGAGGCCGGCGCGCUCUAACGGGGCGGGACGGGAGGAGCACGAAGACAAAAAAGAGAGCGCAGCGACGCAGGAGCAGCCACACCAGGACGGGAGCGCCGAGCAACAUCUGGAUCUAGAAGCAGGGGCCACCCCCGAGACCGGCGGGGGCGAUCCGUCGGAGCAGUCCAAGGGAUCCGCCGAAAAGACGGAGGAAGAGCCGCCAGCAGUCCCUCCCCAGCCCCCCGUAGUGGUGGACCACCAGCGGCUCUCGGCUCUGCUGGACGCGGCGGUGACGAAGAGCGAGGGCUUCAGCGUGGAGCAGCUGGAGAGGCUGUACUGCCUCCUCAGCCAGUGCGUCUACAAACACCGCCGAGAGUACGACAAGACCCGGCUGCUGGAGGAGAUGGAGGCGAGAAUCCAGCAUUUUGAUGCAUUCCUGUGAGACGGAGAGAAUCAGGUAGAUCCUGAAGAGCCUGGGACCACAAAGGAGCUUCUAAGUCCAGCACUCGCCUCGAGAGACACACACGCAGGAAAUCCAGCGCCCUUUUCUCGCUGAGAGGCGACACAACGAGGACGACGUUGAGGACGGAGACAUUAAAUGGUGCUAUCGUCUCAGGAACCUGGCCAGAUCCAGACCCAUUCUGCACAACCAAACUCCCGGAGGUGUGUCGUUCUCUCUCACACACACACACACGCGCGCAGACACACAACGGUGACGGGCGACCCUGGUGCUACUCGGGUGCUAUCCGACCUCUCAUCCACGCUGCUCUUGGGACUACUGACUUAACUUGGAUGACAUGCAAAACCAACAGAUCAAUGUCAAAUCUGGCUGCACACACACACACACACACACACACACUUGGGUCAUUUUAUACAAACGUACACCCAGAAAUGCACACACUCACCAGCAGAAUUG